Messenger RNA from Striga hermonthica, 1002 nucleotides. Lineage: Eukaryota; Viridiplantae; Streptophyta; Magnoliopsida; Lamiales; Orobanchaceae. The record is from the annotation of a GenBank genome assembly.
AUGGCCUCCUCAAUUUCGCGGAAAUUACGCCUCCACCAUAUUCAUUUCUUCAAUCGAUUUGUUUCUUCAAAAUUCCACAGCACUCCCAUCAAAUCCCUCCAGAGCCCAACCCUGAUUCGGGCCCCUCCAGAAACCUUCGCCGAUUACCAGCACAAAUUGCUGCGCAAUUUCCCGGUGAGUCAUCGGAAUCUGUGCACGGCGGCCUCGUCUGGUGCGAAUAAACCAGCGAGCUCGAAUGUAGGUUCAGCUCCGUCUAGUGGGUCUGCGGAGGGCAAUUCUGGUAAUAAGAAUGAAGAAGGGCAGCGCUCAGGUGGGUCGCAGAAUACUUCUCAGGAAGGAAAGCCUAUCCGAGGAGGGCCCGUCUCAUGGAUGAGCUUCUUUUUGCUUCUUUGCACUGGAGCUGGAUUGGUGUACUACUACGACAGAGAAAAGAAACGUCAUAUUGAAGGGAUAACUAAUGCCUCGACUGCAGUAAAACAGGGACCAUCUGUUGGGAAGGCGUCUAUUGGUGGUCCGUUUAGCCUCAUUGAUCAUAAUGGGAAACCCGUUACUGAUAAGGACUUUAAAGGAAAAUGGAACUUGAUAUAUUUUGGAUUCACACACUGUCCUGAUAUAUGCCCAGAUGAGCUACAAAAGAUGGCCGAAGCAAUUGACAAAAUCAAAGAGAAGUCUAAAUUGGAAGUUGUGCCAGUCUUCAUAUCUGUUGAUCCGGAAAGAGAUACUGUCGAACAAGUUCGAGAGUAUGUCAAAGAAUUUCACCCGAAAUUAAUUGGCCUCACUGGUUCGCCGGAGGAUGUCAAGAAAGCCGCACGAGCUUAUCGCGUGUACUAUAUGAAGACGGAAGAAGAAGGUUCAGACUAUCUUGUGGAUCAUUCUAUUGUCAUGUACCUAAUGGAUCCAAAUAUGGAAUUUGUGAAGUUCUUUGGAAAGAAUUUUGAUGCUACUUCGCUUGCAGAUGGAGUAAUUCAGGAGAUAAAGCAGCACAAGAUAGUGAGAGCAUAG